Hypoxylon trugodes is the source of this 2756-nucleotide messenger RNA. RefSeq names its product ribonuclease H-like domain-containing protein. Bases 42 to 2483 code for a protein of 813 amino acids. Gene Ontology annotation, biological process: TRAMP-dependent tRNA surveillance pathway; nuclear polyadenylation-dependent rRNA catabolic process; poly(A)-dependent snoRNA 3'-end processing. Gene Ontology annotation, cellular component: nucleolus; nuclear exosome (RNase complex). The transcript is spliced from 3 exons. NCBI's taxonomy places the organism in Eukaryota, Fungi, Ascomycota, Sordariomycetes, Xylariales, Hypoxylaceae. Gene Ontology annotation, molecular function: nucleotide binding; 3'-5'-RNA exonuclease activity; nucleic acid binding. The record is from RefSeq and is a predicted model, not a curated record.
CCUUUUCGUCGUUAACAAAGACAACAAAUGAGCUAGUAAUCAUGGAUUCCUCGCAGGACUUCAAGUCCAUACAGGAAAAUAUCCAGAGUGCGCUCGUCUCUACCACCAGGCUUACGAAUCAAAUAGCUGCCGAAGAUCUUAGUUUUCAACGAACAAGCAAUCCCGACGUCGAAGAGCAAUUAGACGAUAGCUCUGCGCGUUUGCUCACCUUGGCUACGUCGCUUCUCACAUCGUCGGUAAAAAACACCGAACUAAAAGCCCCGAAGCUCGAUGAUGCCGACGAUAUCGAUGUCCAUUGGUCGCGAAUUGUCGAUGUGGUCGAUACCUUACUUGAAAAAGCCGACACCUGCUUAGACGAGUACACCGGCGUGAUCAAGAGGAAAACUGCGCCAACCGAGCCUGCAGGCCAACCAGCGAAGAAGCCGAAACAAACCAUACUAGAUACCCACAUACGCCAUGCGAACAUCAUCAAGCCACAAAACGCUUUCGAGGUCAAACCGAACAACCUGACUACCUCGCCUUGGAAACCCAUUCUCACUACAAAGCCACACGCUCACGUUCCACUUGACAAGAGCUUACUCACAUUCAAGAACGAGGACGAACAGCUACAAUACAAGCAUCCUUAUGAGCCCGAGAUUUGCAACUUCGAAUACCCAGAUCAUGUUUUCCAAAUACGAGAACCUAUUAAAUACCAGCCCGUCGAAACCACGGCCGCCACCUUCGUCGAUACCUACGAGGGCAUUCUGGAGAUGCUUGCGGAGCUCAAAACGGCAUCGGAAAUCGCUAUCGAUACCGAACACCAUGAUUUCAGAACAUACAGUGGUUUGCUCUCACUAAUGCAGAUCAGUACGCGCGAGAAGGACUGGAUCGUCGAUACGCUACAGCCAUGGCGACACAAGCUCGAGGUACUUAAUGAGGUCUUUGCUGAUCCGAAAAUCAUCAAGGUACUCCACGGCGCCUAUAUGGACAUCAUCUGGCUACAACGAGAUUGUGGUAUCUAUAUCGUUGGGCUCUUUGACACGUACGAAGCAGCCAUCUCGCUCGACUACCCUGGCAGGAGCUUGGCCUAUCUACUCAGGAGAUUCGUCGAUUUCGACGCCGAUAAAAAGUAUCAACUAGCUGACUGGCGAAUACGCCCACUUCCCGAGGAGAUGCACUACUACGCCCGCUCGGAUACCCACUACUUGCUCUACGUAUAUGACAUGAUGCGAAACGAAUUAUUGAAGCAAUCUCCAGAACAGCCAGAACAGAACUUAGUGCGCCAAGUCCUUGACAGAUCAAAGGAGACUUCCCUGAGACGUCAUGAGACGUAUACAUAUGAUGCCGAAGGCGGUCAGGGGCCGUUUGGCUGGUUUACGUUACUCAUUAAAUACUCAGCUGGAAAGUUCUCCAAGGAACAAUUUGCCAUAUUCCGAGCUCUACAUAAAUGGCGAGAUGAGGUGGCCCGUCGUGAAGAUGAAAGUCCUCUGUUCGUUAUGGGCAACUCAGCACUUUUUGACAUAGCUAGACGUAUGCCACCGGAUGCUAAAGCUCUACACAGUCUCCUCGAUUCCUCCUCUCACAUUGCUAAACGCGACUCAUAUAAUCUCUCCAAGAUUAUCAACAAGGCCAAGGCAGACGGAGCGAAUGGACCUAGUGUCGUUGAUGUCAUUCGCGGCAAGGCACCAUCUACUAUUGGCAUUGGUGAAACCGCAAAAUCGGUCUUCCCUCAAUUGAAGAACAAUGACGCGGAGGUCUCUGGUACAGAAGAACUCGUCUCACAUACUUCCAAAUUGUGGGGUCCAGUUCCGAUAAGUAGUCGAUGGGAGAAACCUUCUGGUGUGAAACCCGUAGGAGCUCUUCAGUUCGAACUACCUUGGGCUCAAUUCAUCAAGUCGAGUAAAGUCAUGGAAGAGACAAACCCGCGACCCCUGGUUCCAGUUGCCAAGGCUGAAGAGACUUUCAUAUCAUUAGAAGAGAAGGCUAGCAUUCCGCAACCGCCUGUUGAUACGGAGUUUACCCUGAGAGCUGGUUUGAAGCGCAAAGCGCAAGAGGCGGAAUCAGAAUCCGAGGCGGAAGAUGGUGAGGUUGAGGGCACCCCGUCUAAGCCGGAACCUACCUCGGGUGGUUCCCCCGGUGAGGAAGAAAUUGAAGUGCCCGACAUGGAUGACAGUGAGGAGGAGAGAAAGCAUCAGAAGAAAUUGGCCAAACUUGAAAAGAAAGCUCGUAAGAAGGCCCUAAAGAAGGAACAAAAAGGUCAAAAACUAGCCACACGUGCCAAGGCUACCAAGGGCACUACAGAAGAUGGGGAGGUUAGUGAGGAUGAGGAAGAGGCCCCCUUCGAUUACAGCAAGGCGAAGUCGGUUCUGAAAGCUUCACGGGCUACUAAUGGUGCUCCCCAAGCAACUAAGUUCAACCCCUACGGCUUGACAGCCGAGGGUCCGAAACCGGCCAGGAAGAUGCAUGGAGAGAAGGCUGGUAAGAGUGCUACAUUUAGAAAGUGAAAGUUUCUUUCUUAGGGGAGCAUCCAUACAUGCACAGAGACCACAGCAUGAGGCGUUUGAUCCGGACAAGGGGAUUUAGCAUUUUUGCGUUGCGUUGUACUGCAUUUCUCGGAGUUUAGGAAUUCAGAGGGAUUUUGCAGAGGCCUCCAGGCAAGAACUAGUCGUAGGCUGGCUGGCUUGAUCCCGGGAAUACCCCAUGGCCAUAGUCACAGGUAGUUGUGAGUUUGUAAUUAAUUCGUUAUGCCCUAGUUAUGCCUGCUCCCUGAUUAUUAC